This is a messenger RNA of Anopheles marshallii, 1869 nucleotides long. RefSeq lists its product as uncharacterized. The coding region runs from base 1 to 1869 and encodes 622 amino acids. The transcript has a single exon. The record is from RefSeq and is a predicted model, not a curated record. NCBI's taxonomy places the organism in Eukaryota, Metazoa, Arthropoda, Insecta, Diptera, Culicidae.
AUGGCGGCCCAAUGCGAGGAUGAAAUGGUGUUCCUUGAGACCGCAAUAAUCUUCAUCGUGGACGAUUAUGGAGCGAAACACGAGGCAAGGGCAUUACUCGAUUCAGGUUCGAUGUCCAAUUUCCUUUCGGAAUCACUGGCUCGGAAGCUAGUGACCCCUCGUACAAGGGUGGAUGUUUCUAUCUCUGGCAUCGGAAAGGCUACACAGCAUGUGAAGGGUUCGAUCACUGCGUUUAUUCGAUCCAAUGAUCUGCACUUCGCCACACCGUUAGAGUUCCUCAUCCUAGAAACACCAUCUGCGGACAUUCCCACUUCAGCAAUCGACGUGUCUUCGUGGAAUGUGCCCAACGAACCACUCGCGGAUCCUACGUAUCACGUUCCAGGCAAGGUGGAUGUCGUCAUCGGUGGUGAUACGUUCUGGGAAUUGCACACUGGGCGUAAACGUUCAUUAGGCGCGGGUAAGCCGUGGCUAGUGGAAAACCAAUUUGGCUGGGCUGUCGCCGGGAAUACUACGCAGUCAUCUCAUACCCCUCGUGUAUGUCACAUUGCAACGAAUGAUGGUCCCUUGGAUGCGCUGAUGGAACGUUUCUGGGAGAGCGAAACCAUCUCCGAUGAGCCCGCUCUAUCUGUAGAAGAAGAUAUAUGUGAAAAGCAUUUCAUGGGCAACACAACUCGAGACGAUACGGGAAGGUAUGUUGUUAGCUUACCACACAAAACUAAUCUUAGCAUCAUUUUAGGAGCCUCAAAGAAAAUUGCAGACCGUCGUCUUCUGUCGGUGGAACGGCGACUGAAAGAAGAUCCUAAAAUGAGGGAAGCAUACGCGUCAUUCAUGGAAGAGUAUGAACGGUUGGGCCACAUGAUAAGACUCACGGAGCCAAUUGAUGAAUCGCAUCCUCAUUAUUAUUUACCGCACCACGCUGUUGUGAAAGAGUCCAGCACGUCCACCAAGGUUCGUGUUGUGUUUGACGCGUCGUGCAAGACCAGUUCAGGAUAUUCGUUGAAUGAUUCACUGUUAGUUGGACCUGUCGUUCAACAAGACCUGUACACGUUAAUGCUUUGGUUUCGGUCACAUACUAUCGCGCUAUGGAGAACUAUGGAGAAAAUGUACCGUCAAAUACGUCAUCACCCCGCGGAUAGAAAUUUCCUUCGCAAUCGGUACAGAACGGAUCCUUCAGAGCCCAUAGCAACUUUCGAAUUACAAACCGUAACGUAUGGGACUGCAUCUGCUCCUUUCUUGGCCACACGGACUCUGAAGCAAAUUGCCCACGAUCAUAGCGAACAGUAUCCUCGCGCGGUGACACCAGUGCUUCGAGAUUUCUACGUGGAUGAUCUGUUGACGGGAACAGAUGAUUUGUCAGAAGCGAUCGAAAUGCAGAGGCAAAUUUCGUCAAUGUUACGUUCGGCUGGGUUCUCGUUGAAGAAAUGGGCAUCGAAUAAUCCAAAAGCGCUGGAUGGAAUUCCGCAGGAAGAUUUGGCACUGCAAACUUCACACGAAUGGAACAAAUCACAAUUUGUUUCCCCCUUGGGUCUAAACUGGGAGCCAGCGGAAGACAUGCUUCGAUUUCGUAUCGAGCUACCACCUGCCGCAUCAUCAUUAACAAAGCGGUUAGUAUUGUCGUACAUCGCUAAGAUUUUCGAUGUUCUCGGACCAACGAUAGUUCUUGCCAAACUAUUUAUGCAGCAGUUAUGGUCGCUCAAGGUAAAUGGAAUUGCGCUGGAUUGGGAUAGCAAGUUACCUGCGAACCUUCAGCAAGAGUGGAAUAAGUAUCACUCCACGCUACAAUCACUUCGGGAGCUGCGCAUUCCAAGGUUCACUUCGCUUCGAAAGGCAACGGCUCUUCAGUUGCACGUCUUCGCGGAUGCUUCAUAA